Ictalurus furcatus (blue catfish) is the source of this 1013-nucleotide messenger RNA. Its product is annotated as zinc finger protein 239-like. The coding region runs from base 267 to 1013 and encodes 248 amino acids. Gene Ontology annotation, cellular component: nucleus. The transcript has 4 exons. Gene Ontology annotation, biological process: regulation of transcription by RNA polymerase II; central nervous system development. Gene Ontology annotation, molecular function: RNA polymerase II cis-regulatory region sequence-specific DNA binding; DNA-binding transcription factor activity, RNA polymerase II-specific. The record is from RefSeq and is a predicted model, not a curated record. NCBI's taxonomy places the organism in Eukaryota, Metazoa, Chordata, Actinopteri, Siluriformes, Ictaluridae.
ACCAAAACACACACUCUGACUCUUUAAAUCCGGUUCCGUUAAAACCGAGAUCACUUCACGAACCCUUUAAACAUCCUGAAAUCACCAGACCGGAAGUGAGGGACUCUGUGGAAACCGGUAGGAAACCAACACACACUUGGUUGUUGAGUUUCGUUCUCCACACAGGCUUUAAAGCUCUGAUACUCUGCAUAACAUCACUAAAGUCGGAGUCCAGACGGCGCUCUUUAGGAAAAUCUCCACAGACUCCUGCUGUGACUGGCUCAAAGAUGUACCACUGCUCAGACUGUGGAGAGAGCUUUACUAAAAGUCAUCAUCUCAAAGAUCACGAGCAGAUCCACACAGGAGAGAAGCCGUGUUACUGUGGACAGUGUGGGAAGAGUUUUACUCGUGAGAGUAAUCUCCAAAUACAUGAGCGCAUUCACACAGGAGAGAAGCUGUACUACUGUGGACAGUGUGGGAAGAGUUUUACCCAACUAUGUACUCUCCAACAGCACGAGCGCAUUCACACAGGAGAGAAGCCGUAUCAUUGUGGACAGUGUGGGAAGAGUUUUACAAAUCAGAGUACUCUCCAAAUACACGAGCGGAUCCAUACAGGUGAUAAGCCGUAUCACUGUGGACAGUGUGGGAAGAGUUUUACUUGUCAGAGUGCUCUCCAACGACAUAAGCACAUUCACACAGGUGAGAAGCCGUAUCAUUGUGGACAGUGUGGGAAGAGUUUUACUUGUCAGACUAAUCUCCAACGACACCAGCGCAUUCACACAGGAGAGAAGCCGUAUCAUUGUGGACAGUGUGGGAAGAGUUUUACUUAUCAGAGUACUCUCCAAAUACACGAGCGGAUCCAUACAGGUGAUAAGCCGUAUCACUGUGGACAGUGUGGGAAGAGUUUUACUUGUCAGACUAAUCUCCAACGACACGAGCAUCCUCUGCUCCGGUGCGGACGCAUUGGUUCAAGUGAUACCAAUGAUCUCUCCCCACAACUUUCACAGCCGUGGCUGUUGCAGCGACCACAGUGA